AUGGCCCGUGUAAGGAUGCUAUUCUCUUACCCCCAUAUUUUUCGGAAUAUAAUAUGUAAAAAUAAUUCACAAGUGCGAAAAAUAUGUAAUCAGUCAAUUUGUAAAAUAUUGAUAUUGAAUUACAGAUACUCUAGCUGUCAAUGAGUAUAAUCACAAUUCAUCAUGUUCUGCUAUAUUAUAUAGGUGUUGCUCGCUUGUUUCAAACUAUUACCAGCCAUGCAUUACGGCGAUUCGAAUAUCUUAACUUUUGAGAGCAGUUUGUCUAUCGCCAUUGACUAAGUGUAUAGUUUCGACUUAAUUAAUUAAUUAAAAUUGAGUGAUUGUUGACAUAGUGGUUUCGCUUCGUUUGUUAUAGGCGUCGCACAAUCAAAUAUCUGUUCUAUCAUGAAAUUAUUUAUAUAGGCUACUGUCAAUUCUUAAUCAAUCUUCGUUCUUAUGAGUUAUAAUGUGGUUUAAAUUAACUGUACGUAUUUAUAUCUGCCAUUCGGAAACACAAUGUCAAUGCUCUGCAUUGAAUCGCUUAAUAUAUUACUGGCAUACAGUAUAAUUAUAAGUUCAUUCCCUGCCAGCUGCUAUACGAAAUAAUAAAUAUACAACUUGUAGUUGACGCCGUUUGUUGCAAUACUGUAACUCAAUAUCUUGGUGUAUUUUUUUGCAGAUGUCUUUCAGUAAAAUUACUUGCACACAGUGCAUAAUACUAUUAAGGAAGUAAAACUGACGUAUCUUAAUUAAAUUGAAAUAUGCAAAAACGGCGAGGAUAACUGCGUAGUCAUGGACUCAUGGUAACAAGAAAUGUGCAUUAACAUGACCAAAUUAUUCAUACUCCAUAGAAACAAAAGCGCGCCCGAAACGAAAUUUCUCAAAUAUAAUUGUGAUAUUGAUAUUGAGAGUGAUAGUGAAUUAUAUUUAAGCACAGAGGCCUGUGAUCCAAAUUGAGAUGAUCUUCCCAGGCGCCAUGCCAUUUGAAUUAUUUACAAUAUUUUCAAGGAAAUUGAUAAAUUAAAGCUGUAUACAAAUUAUUUAUACACCACAGUUUUCAGUUUGUGAAAAUUUUUAGUGUAUUGAAUCAAUACCAUGCACUGCUCCAAUAUAUUCCGGACUAAUUUAAAAAAAUUGGUGUUUCGGAAAGAUAACAAAAUUGUAGUCAUGACCUCUUGUACCAUGGCCGUGAAUUAAAUUCGCUCGAUUAAACGUCCGUGAAAGAUAAGUAAGAUGGGCCUAAUUUGUUGAAUACUUUGAACAUCAGAUAUGAUUUUUGUUUCAUUCGCCUAUCUUCUAGUGUCAGCCAAUUUAAGUUAUUCAAUAUUUGGGACGAGCGUAUUCAUCGUUGCUCAUAUAGUAAGUAUUAAAGGCAUAUAGUUGUUCAUAAUAAUUAAUUAUUAAUAAUCGAGGAGGCAUAGUAAAUUAAAUUAAAAAUUGGGCAUAUACAGUUCUGUGUCCUAAUUCCUUGAUAUGGGACUAUAUUAUUUACAAAACGCUUUCAAUAAAUACUUUUGCAGUUCAAAUCUAUCCUUUUUUGAAAAUUAGUAUUAUACAUUUGUCUCUUUUAGACCUGUUUUGAAUCGACUGAAUAUAAUGAUGUUCAAAGUAGUUCUAUUCCUGCAAUUCCUGGUACAAAUUUUAGGCAAGUACCUUCCGUGGGAUGAUAUGUAUUAACAUUACAUCGUGCAUCUGUUUAAUGUUAGGCCACUUUUAACAUCCUAAAAAUAGUCGUUGGAUAUGACCAAACCGCAAGCACAACGUACAGCAUUUCCUUGCCAACAUUACAGUAAAAUGUUCGUCCUUGGUUGCUAAGUGUUUUUUAUAAUCGUGGCUAUUUUAUUAAUAUACAUUUUCAUAACUCGAGCUAAAAAUAUAUACCCUGCAUUAGCCUGAAACCUUGAGCUAGAUUGAAAGAUUUUUUCGCCCAGCCUAUUGAGUACAAGAAUGACCGAGAGCUGACGUGCAUUACAGCUGAGUGGACAUGGGUGGGGAAGCCGUAAAAACAGAAGAGCGAUUCAUCGUCCAGUCUGGCGAUAAAAUUAUCAAUAACUAACCCAGUGAAUUUUAUGCGCUAUCGUACUUCCCAGAGCUUAAUUUUGAAAAGUGUUCCACACCAUUCAUUAAUUAAUACAAUUUCAAAAUAUUCCCUUUGGAAAAAUCUGAAAUCUCCCACUAGGAGAAUCGUUUAGUAUACAUGCUUAAUAUCUAACUGUGCAUGCAGGUAUGGUGGAAGGUGUUUUCUCCAAAAUUUUAACAUAAUGAUGUUGCAUGCAGUAUUGAGUUGUCCAGAUCAGUAGCAAUUUACAUUAGAAGUCAUGUCAUUUUCAUUUAAAUCCAUUCGUUUUGUCUCUGUACUAACUAUUGCUUAUUGUAUUUACACGCAGGACUAAGCGCAAAUAUUAAAGAAAAAAACAACCAACAAGAAGCUCCUUUGGGAUUCGAUCAUUCCUGGGAGGCUCAGCGUUUUAUAAGUAUGUUUAUGUAGUGAACAUUAUACAUUAAUAUUGACUAGUUGUGUAAAAAAUUCUUAUCUCUAAGUCAGCUGACAGAACAAUCUAAAAAACCAAGGGGACACGAACCAUUGUUAUUCAAUUAUAGAUAGGAGACUUAUUAUGAGUGUGUAUCAGAAUAUUUGCGCUUCUCAUUCGUUUGAACUAGUGUUGGAUGACAUCACAUAAUUAUGGCAAUUUCUAGUGUAAAAUGACUCAACACAUCUAGCCAGACCGAAAUAUGAGCAAGAACUAUAUACCAUCUGCAUACGCCGCUGUGAAACGUAAAGCGAAUGCGCGAGUAUACGGAAAUGGAGAGGGAAAUGUCUGCAAAUAUAAUAGAGUAAAUACAGGAAAAGAAAAGUGUUUAUUAUAUGGGAACGGUGGAAGCUAUCAGGUAGGACACUUGUAAUUUCCUUCAACUCUUGUAGCUUCUUGUAAGAAUACAAUUUCCUGUAUUUGAAUCGAAGCGCUAAAUACGCGCGGAAAUUUGAAAGCUACGUUCCGCCUCGAAUAUUGUUGCAGGUUACUUUCAUGUCUUUCAUUGUUCAAAAUAAAUUUUUCGCCAACAUAAACCUAGACAUUCAUAUAAUAUCCAUUUUAGAUGUAACCCUUUUUUCGAACUUAAACGGCCCUUGAAUACGUGCUUAAACGUUGUUAUAUAGCUAGUCGCCUUCUGGAUUUCGCAGUUCAAAUUUUCCUUGCUUUUAACCCCCAUGGGGAAAUGGUCCAAAGAUUUUUUUACUUGAAUAAAAUUUGAAAGAAAGUUGUAGUUAAUGAUGCACUCAUUAAGUGGCGAAGGUGGGCGAAUAAUGACUUCACCAAGUAGGGAAAAGGAUAGGCAAACGCGAUUUCGGGCGGACAUCUUCAGUGGGCAUCUUUGGCAGGAACAUGUAGUAUUCUAGUGUGUGCGACCGGAAAGGUUACUUGUUGAAAAGCGAAAAGUAUCUGAGAAGUAACGUCACUGGCGUUGCCAAGGUAACAAUAGAAUUUCUACAUUGUGAACCUUUUUUGGCUUUAUUUAACCAAUUUAAGUCGAAAAGAACGACGGUUACGCCCAUUUUUUCACUUUGUUAAUGAAUCAUUUUCGAUUAGGGAGAUUAAUUAUUUUGCCAAAUAUGAAAAAGUCGCAUUUAAUUUUCUCUAUUAAUUUCUUUUCAAUCUUCGGCGCUAGCAUUCUGUAGGAGCUGGCUAAUUAAUUAGCUUCACUGUUUGAAAACGUUUAACAAGGUAACGUACCAUUUGAAGCAUCCAUUGUUGUUUUCAGGUUAAACAUAGCAAGGGGAGGGAUUGGUGACCUCGUUACCAGGGCGUUUGUGUUAGGACGAGAGGAUAGUCUGCGCCGGUCAAUUUUGCAUUAUGAUUCCCUAACACCAUAUUGUCUAAAAAUAGCAGAACCGUUGUCAAUAAGAAUUCAACAUAUGUAUUUUUGUUAUUGUUGUGUACGAGCAUAGUUUGCAAAUUAAUCUUUCGAAGUACGUACGUGAAGGGAUGUGAGCAACGACCGUUUUCAGUUUUCAGCGUUUCCGUAUAUUUGCUGCAGUAUAAACAAGAAUAAAAAAAGAUUACGCGUGGUUUUAUAUUUGUGUGUAUUUAUAUCGAACUAUGUCUCAGGGCAUAUUUAAACUAAAUAUUAAAUGUUAAUAGCCUUAUUGUUUAAGACGCGAGAAAGCAAUUUUUGUGCGAAUCACCACUUGGAGACGUUAUGAUACAGCUUGAAAAUCAGGUUGAGAUUAGACUUCAUUACGGAUCGUAGACAAAGAGUCAAACUAAAUAGCGACUGUUUCUCUGAUUAGUGUAAUCUGAAUUGUUAUUCUAAAUUAUUUCAUAGAUACAGAUUCACUGGUAGAGGACGAGUCUAAUAUGGGUCAAAUUGUAGCACUUCGUGAACGCCGCGACUCUCCGAAAUCAGAAAAUAAAAACGAAGGUUACGAGGGUUGUGGCAGCGCAGGUAAGAUGUUUCUAAACAUGACCCUUAGUCAUGCUAAUUGAAUAUUAACUAUUAUAUAUAUUGAAUUACCGCACUUAACUCAGACAAAAUCCAAAGAAAACUCAGCUAACGCAUGAUUAUCUGAUUAAACGUUCUUAUAUCCUUUAGACAAACUUGGGCGAAUACUUUGGCAUCGUAGCAUACUUUGAGCGCGAUCUUAAUUUGAGCGAUCACCAAUCGAUCCCAGAUGGCUCUUUGGACUUCGUAGGGAGAUCCGACACUUGCAUAAAAAAAAAAACUUAAGGAGGCUCCCUACAGUUGCGUGGGGGAUGUUCGCGGGACCAGUACGUGAACUAUCCCACGCAACCGCAUGAUCAAAACAAAACAAAAAUUGACCGGGCUUUUUUUAAACAAAAAGCCAUUUCUGAAAGGUUUCAAAUGGAAAAAAGCGUUGAAUAAUACUUCGUUUUGAGUGCUAAAUCACUUGCGAGUCUAUACAGCAAUUCUACAUAUGAUACGAAUAUCACUAGAUCAAAAAAUAGCUACGAAACAAUGUUUUUAAAAUUUUUUAAAAUAUGUAUAGGUAAUCAUGCGAUGGCGAGUACAAUUAGGGAUUAAUAGUGCGAGUGAUGUUUGGAAAUUUUGCCAAAAUUGGACGGGCCGCCGGGGCGAGCCCGAUUUGGCAAAUUUCCAAACAUCACGAGUACUAUUAAUCCCUAAUUGUACGAGCAACAUCGCAUGAUUACUUGUUUAUUAUUAGCAUGACAAAAUUGGAUACGUACUACUCAAAUUAUGUCAACAUCAUAUACUCUCGCCAAAGCCCAGUCCUGCCAGACUUUCAACCAAAAUUUGGUGCUUUGGUUUGUAUUCUCAUUUAGUUCUUUUGUUCAAGCAAAAUUUGGUGCUUUUGUUCGUAUUUUCAUCUAGUUUCUCCACGGCGAAAUCAUUUCGCAAUUGUGUUUAAAAUACCUUUCCGCCAUUUUGUUUGUUUUGGGAAAAUCAUUAAUUGUACUGCAGUACAAUUAAUGAUGGUAAUAGAAAGAAUAGGAGUGCUAUUAAUGCCAUAAUCAUACGAGUGAUUACAAAAUCAACCGACUGCGUAGCGGGAGGUUGAUUUGUUAAUCACGAGUAUGAUUAUGGCAUUAAUAGUACGACUUAAUUCGUUCUAUUAAUUAUUAAUUAUUUAUCUUCUGUAAUCAAACUGUUUAAUUAAGGGGGAAAAGCACAAAAAUACAAUUUGUUGAAAUUCAAUAUAAUUAUUAAAUUUUUUUCACGACAAUUCUUUAUAGUGAAAUAGUACAAUUUUGAAUUAAAUUUAAAUUUAUCAUAAUCAAAUUAACAUAUUAUUAAGUUCCCGGUAUUAUUUCCGGUAUAAUCACAUGACAACAUUGUUUGAAUUAUUCAACACACAAUUGGGAAGCCAUGUUUGCAUGUUUAUAUUAACGUGUUCAAAAUAGUGAAGUUCUUUAGUUCAGUUUAAUCUGAAUCUGAUUGAAAUAUAAUUCCUGCUUGUGUCUAGUUCGGUGUCUUCUGCUGGAAGAACAUAUAGGUCAUUUUCGUCAGAAAAUAUAUAAUUUAACAGCCCUCGAAAACGAGGUCGGCAUUCGGCAAUGCCGACCUAUUAAAUGCCGACCUAUCAACCUCCCAGGUCGGCAAUGUUUUGCCAAACUUAAUUCAGCCAAAGUAAGAAACAUUUUUGGUGCUGAAAACUGUUAAAAAGUCAGCGAUUAUAGAAUUCAAUACACUUUGGUGUAAGGUUUAAGAAUUAACGGGUAUUAUGAUAUGAUUUAGGUAAGACCCUAAAAGAAAAGCCUUCGUGACAUUUAUACUUUUCAAUGACUCGUAAAUGCGUGAUUACUAGUACAGGCUACUAGUGCUCCAAGACAUGGCAACAGAUUUAAAAAAAUGUCGAGAUGUGCCGAGCUAGGUCAGAUUUAGGUCGGCUUUUUUUUUCCGACCUCAAUUUUGACGGUUUUCGAGGGCUGAUUUAAAAAUUAAAAGGUCAAAAUUUUCAAAAUUUUUGAAUUCCUCCAUUUUGAUUUCUUUUACAGUAAUAAAGAAAAUAAAAUUCAAAGUUUGUAUCCUGAAUGCUGAUAGGCUAGUUGUAAAUACUAGUCUGAUUUUCAUUGGUUGUAGACAAUAGCGCGAUUACAGCUCAGAAAAGGUGCGAUUAAUGCUCAAAUCGUACUCCUGUAAACCAAUGAAAUUGCAGUAUUUGCCACUGAUUACAGAAGACAAAUAAUUAAUGAAAUAAUUGUACACCUCUCAACCAAUCAGCAUCCAGUAAUUUUGUCACGCUAGUAAUAAACACUGUUAACUGUCAAAUAUUUGCAAAAUUGGAUACAAACGUUUAAAAAGUUGUUUACUUCACAAGAAAACGUUCACGUUUUUAGUCGUGUUUCUACAAGAUUAAAGUUCUUAUAUAUAAACAGAAAAAUAUUUCAGUUUCAUAGCCUAAUUGUUCAUUUUUAGCAAAAAGUACAAAACCAAACAUGAAACAAAAAACACGUCUACCUGUUAAUAGGCUGUUACAGCUGAUAGAUUGAGUAAACGGCAGGGUUCAAUCAGUUUCAAUCUUAAAGAGGUUUUGUUGUUUUCAUCGAUUUGAUCCUUCACAAUAAUCCUUGGCUGUCCAUGGCACUCAAGUAAAUCGAAAAUUUGACAAAACAAAACAGUAAAAACAACAUUGCCGCUCGAUUUUGCUGAAUGAAAGCUCGUUCUGCGCCCGCGUACAAUCAUUUACUAGUCAGCGACGCUUUUCAACAAGGGGAAUUUUUCUAACCUGAGUAUCAGGCCCUUGGUAUUGAAAGAGGGCCUGACACAAUUCGCCUCUAAAGCCAUGUUCAACAUCCAGAAUCUGGAUGUUAUGCUGAUUGUCUAAGAGACGAUAAAACGCGUCAUGUGAUUCAAACCGGAAAUAUAUGACCGGCGUAUGUAAACACCAAAAAUAGAAUUUGUAAUUUUGUCAAUAUACUGUUAAAAGUGCUUUAUUUCUGAAAUUUAUUUUCAAUUAAUUAAGCCUAAAAAUGACAAAAUAAGUACGAAAUGACGUUUAAAACGUUUUUGCAGCAACAUUUUACUCGGUAUAAAACUAAAACUACAUGGUCAUAGUAGAAAGCGUGUCUAAAUAUCUCGCCGUAAUAGUCGCCGUGGAACGAAAAUAUGUGGAUGUCGGAAAUUUUCAAAUAUUUAGUUCCAAAAAGCAUGAAGCCUUAUUUAUAUCAGUUUAUUGCCGAGCUGUUUUCCAAGACCUGCAAGGAUAUAGUAGUCAGCUCGCUCGAACUAAUAUGCCAACAUCAGGCAGAAAUUGAAGACAAUAGCCGCUGUGUCAGACGCAGUUGAAGCGAAUAGCUGUCUCGAAUAAACUAUUAACAUGACACGAGGACCGAGGAAGAAGAAUCCUAUUUAGAGCGCCGAAUGCUGUCUCUUUAGACUCCUGGAAAAAGCCAUCGAGCUAUGGUUCCCCGAAUGAGGCAUAGUUUACGCUUAGAAUUCCAUCAUGUGGAUAUUUCGACAAAAACAUACCGAUUUUUCUCCGUAUUUAUUCAAAUUUAUACAAAACUGCAAAUAACGAAAUUUGCGUAUUUAAAUAUCUGUAGCGGACAACCGGAAAUAUGCUACAACCGGAAAUAAUUUUAAUUGGCUGAUAUUCUGGGGGUGGAAAGCCCGUAGAGGGGAAUUGUGUCAGGCUCUCUUCAAUACCAAGGGCCUGAUACUCAGGUUAGAAUUUCUCGAGCUACACGAGGCUAUUUUCUAACUUUAUUUGCAUUUUACUCAUUAGUUUCAUCGGUGACCUAUCUUCGGAUUUUGAUCACGAAUUUAUUUUGCGGUAAAUUUUAUUAAUUAAAAUUUAAAAAAAAAUCUUUAGUGUGGAAAUUUCGCAAUAAAAUUUUCGCUUUUAAAAAAAUCACACACUACAGAAUUUUUUUAAACUUUCACCACAGUUGCAGAGCAUCAUUCCCUAAUGAUACAUGAAAUAAAAAAGAUAGGUCACCGACAUCGUUUUUGAGAUAGCGGCACAUUUAUGGGUUAAAUUGGAAGGGUUUAUGCUGUCGUUAUGUUGCCAUGGGAACACUGACGUUGUCGAAAUCAAGUUUGAAAUAUUCCUUAGGUGACCAAUGCCACCAAGUCGAAAAGAAUUCGCGUUCUGCACGUAUAAGCCUGUUUUACGGAAUUAUUGCACAAACAAGAAUAACUGUAGGGAGACAUCUUAAAUGAAUUAACUAAAUUUAUAAAAUAACAUGUAUAUAACGCGUGCUCUGAUUGGUUUCAACCCGUGUUUGGAUCAGGCCAUCCAAACACGGAAGACUAUCGUGUUGCUGUUAUUUUAUAAAACAGUUACUUUAUGGUUUCCGUAUUUGGAUCGGCCUGAUCCAAACACUCGAGCAAUCCAUCAAGUAAUUGUAUAUAAUGAAUUGACUAAAUUAUCGUUGGCAACAAUUGGAAAAGUUCUAGGCUGCUAAGCAAGUAAUUAGUAAUUAUAGAACGUGAACACCACCACUUGAACUAUUCUAGUUCAGAUUGAUCUUAAAUCCAUUAAUUAAACUCUUUAUGUUAGUUGCUUCUCAAAGUUGCCACAUUUUGGUGGACUGAUGUGUAAUUCCACUGUAUUCUUCACGAUUUCAUUUACAUUUUUCAACGGUAUAUCCAAGUUAUGGGAUCAACAAUUAAACAUAUUAUUAAAUUAUAUUAAACCAUAUUAUCGCCGAGCCAACGGUGCGGAGCGCCGUUCCGGGCGUUAGCCUGCGGCGAGGGUACUAAUUGCCCGGGAAAUGAACGCAUUAGCGAAGUCUAACGUUCAUUAAUGAUCGCUGGCGCGUGACUGUGGUUUAUGGGUGGACCUCCUCACUGAUCUCAAAAAUAUGGUUGCUUGCCAGGAGUGGGAUAAGCACACUGAGGAUAUUUAAAAGCAAGAUGUAGAUUUUCAGAAGCAUAUAUUCGGAAAAUCUCGUUUCCCACAUUGUGCUUUGAAGCACUUUUUGUUUGAAGAAAUGAGAGGAAUUGGUUUACUAUGGAAAAUCGUGAAAUAUAUAGCAAGUUUACUUUGAAUGUUUAAUAUUUAUGAAUUUUGUUGCUUUGAUAAUUUUAAUAUUGCGUAAAACAUGCACUGCUGUUUUCGUUGAUGCUGUAAGUUUCCUAAAUUACCCUGUUUAAUUUUAGGGGGAAAAAGGUGAAUGUAAAGGAGAGCAAAUUAAUUUGAAGACCAGUAACUAAAAUUACUCAACUAUUUGAAGUAAAAAGGCAAAUCGCAAAAGUUAUGACGAUCGCCAAAAGCAGUUCAGUGAUUAAAAUAAGCAUUUCAAAACAUUUUACGAAGCGAUUCGGGUUAAAUUUUACAUUGAAAUCAAAGCCCACAAAAUCCAGAACAACAUACCUACAGUACAUAUUUCUUAAAGUCAUUGUUAUAUACUAUAGACCGAUAUAAGUCAUUUCGAAUAUCGCCAAAAUAUUUGAGAAAUUAGUCUGUAGACAACUGAAUACCUUCCUGGAUAACAACAACAUAAUUGUAAAAAAUCAAUCAGGUUUCCGUCGCAAUCACUCAACCGAAACCUCGUUACUACAAUCUACUGAAAUGUGGUUGAAAUCAAUGGACCAGGGUCAAAUAAAUGGGGUUAUUUUCUUAGACCUGAAAAAAGCAUUUGAUACGAUUGAUCACCAGAUUCUAUUGUCAAAACUACAAGCUUAUGGGAUACGCGACCACACGCUCAAAUGGUUCCAAUCGUAUUUAGAUCAAAGAAAGCAAAUUUGCAUGCUAAAUAACUGUAAAUCUGAUAUUGAAACAAUUCGUUGUGGAGUACCUCAGGGUUCAAAUCUUGGACCUCUAUUAUUUCUCAUUUACGUAAACGACCUCCCAAACUGCCUAGAAACAACACACUCUAAUUUAUUUGCUGAUGACACAAUUUUAUCAUGUCAAGGGCAUUUAUCCAUAGAUAUUGAAUACAAACUUAACAAAGACCUAGUAAAUGCUCAAAAAUGGUUAUCAGCGAAUAAACUAACAUUAAACAACGAAAAAACCAAAUAUAUGAUUAUUGGAUCUCGGCAACGAUUGAAAAACUUAGAUCGCGUGCCAAGAAUCAGUAUAAACGGACAUCAAAUUGAACCAGUUUAUAAAAAGGAAGCUUUGGGUAUAGUUAUGGACGAUAGACUUAGCUGGAAUAGGCAAAAUGAAGAACAAUGCAACAAGAUAUCAAAAAAUAUUAAUCUUUUAAGAAAAGCCAAAGAUUUUGUUGGCCUAGAUACGCUCAAAAUUAUGUAUAACGCAUUAGUCGCGCCUCAUUUUAACUACUGUUCAACUGUUUGGCAAAAUAACAACCAAACACACUUAGACAAAUUAUAUAAGCUUCAGAAACGAGCAGCAAGAAUAAUAACAAAUUCGGACUAUACUAUAAGAUCUUCGGACAUUUUUCAAAAACUUAGCUGGAAACCUCUUGACUUAAUUUUGAAAAAGCGAGAUCUCCUUAUGACAUUUAAAGCGAUUAAUGGCAUGCUUCCAGAAUACGUAACACAACUAUUUCACACUUGUGAAAACAAUGGUUACGUACUGCGCAGUAGUAAUUUAAAGCUGUCUCAACCUAAACCAAAAACGAAUUUCUUGAAAAAUAGCUUUUCGUACAGAGGAGCAGCAUAUUGGAACAACAUCCCAGUAAACUUGUUGAAAACCCUAAGAGAAUCAACAAGUUUAAAAUCUGUCCAUCAUCUAUUAAAUAAUUACAUCUUGUAAAUAAGUAAAUAAGUAAUAAGUAUAUUUUGUAAAUAAGUAUAAUUUAGUUUAUUAGUUCCUUCUUUUAUAAUGCAUUUAUUUUCCGCACGGCCCUUAAUGAAAAUCACCUAUGUGAAAGGUUACCGUGUUUAAAGAUCAAUAAUAAUAAUAAUAAUAAUAAUAUAGUUAACAGCAAUUAUCUUUCGACUAUUUUUGCCGUGUUGUACAAAAGUGUAUCGUGCUGCCAUGGCAACACUGACAUAAACGCGAGCCUGAGUUCAGUGUUGAUCAAUUGCUAAUACAUCAUGUUAAAUCAAUGUUUGUAAAAUAUGGGCGAGGGAUUGCUUCAUGCAUGUAUUUCUAGAAUUGGUAUUGAUUUCUUAACCUAGUACGCGAAAUAGCACGCAUUCCAGGGCUCAUUAGGGAGUUAAAGCAUUCAAAUUCGAACAUGCGGUACUAACGCUUGACUUCAAAGUGUAGCCUUUUUUUUUGGGACGCACUGUAUAAAAAAAACGCAACCUCGUAAUUUCCCAAGAAAUCGACAUUGUUUUAAAGACAAGAGAUUUUAGCUGCCUGGGAAUUUAAAAUAGCACAACUGUCAAAAUUACUGCACGCGCGAGUGCAUAAAGCAAAAUUUACGCAUUUAUUUAAUGACACUUAAUGAGAUUUAUUUUACAAGUACUGUACAGCACAACAACAGUAAUAUGAUCUAUUAGCAAUUCGAUUUCAAUUCGCGGGGGCCUAAUAUCUUUUAUGCUUAAGAAUUGCAAUGUGGAUUUCUUAGGAAAUUCCAAGGUUGCGUUUCACUUCCGAGUAGCGGGCGGAGGUAUGCAGUCUCUGAGUGCCCUCUAGUUAUAUAUGAGUUUGCAAGCUGUAUUGGGAAACAAAAUCAUAGAAGAGUAAGUUUACAGGCGCGCCAAGAUUACAUUCACCAAUUAAACAAUAGACCCAUUGCACAUGACGUAAUAAUUUUGUAUUAAAAUGGGUAAUUUUUGUGCUGUUGUUCCCGAACAGAUAUUGUUAGGAGAGCAUCUGGAGGAGUCUCUAAGGAUUUGUGACGUCAGUGUAAUGCGUCUAUACUGUAUGUGAUCUAUACUUGGCUAAUAUGUCGAUUCCAAUAGCAACUCGAAAUUUCCGAUAUAGAUUGCUGGCUUCUGUAGAUAAUUUACAUUACCAGAUUCCUUCACAUGCAUGCAAAUACGUCACUGUUAAAUUAAGCCAGCUUAAUUUAAACAUACGUAUUAUUUGGAAAUCACGAACCAAAGAUGUCAUGGGGUUUUUUUCCGGCUAUAUUAUGCUUGUAAUAUAAAUAAAGUAAAAUAGGAUAUUUAAUACAAAAUUUGGAUUGGUCAGAUGGCGGCAGUGGACAGAACGAGAAAAUUGAAUCGAAAGGAAACUUUCCAAAUCAUUGCUAAGGAUCGCGCGGCAUAUCGUACCGUUGUUAAUCCUAUCACUGGUUUGCCCCACUUUAAACUAUUUUCAAUUUAGAUAUUUGUGACACAACUAUGCACGACUGCCAUCAAAAUGCCACCUGUUCUUCAGCGAUGAGCGACCGGGAGUAUAACUGUACCUGCAACAAAGGAUUCUCGGGAAAUGGAACACACUGUGAAGGCAAGUUCUUGAAAAACAUAUAGGCAGAAUACUAGAAUAGAUCGAGUUCAACAUACUAGGUCAAAACUAAUAAAAUAAUAUAUGAAUGCUGUUCUGAGGGUGUGUAAUCCAAGUGAGUAUAUAUAUACAUUUUAAGACCUGACCAGGAACGAUUGCGAAAAAUGCAGCACAAGGUCGUCUGGUAGGAAUUGAACCUACGGCCCUGCGAUUCGAAUCGCAGGGCCGUAGGUUCAAUUCCUACCAGAGGACCUUGUGCUGCAUUUUUCACAAUCGUUCCUGGUCAGGUCUUAAAAUGUACAUAUAUACUCACUUGGAUUACAAACCCUAAGAACUGCAUUCAAAUAUUAAUACCACCAAGUGAAUGCAAGAAACCAGAUCAUUGAAGUCUUCCUUAAAAUAAUAUACCACUGUUUAAUUGCAAGGUAAAUAUUUUCACCAAUACUAUAUUCCCAAUUGAAAAUAUAUGAAACAGUAAUUACAGUAUAUGACAUGGAAAUAUACAAUUAUACUGUAAUAUGCUCAAGAACUGUUUAUGUAAUUUAAAACGAUAAUUUGUUCGUACAUAUGUGAUCUCUAUAUUGUCAAUUUUUAUCUCGAGCCCCAUAUUUUGACCAAAAAAUGAUGACGAGCGCGAGGGGGGGGGGGAGUAAGACAUAUUUUUCCAGACAUUUCGAAUAAAAAAGCUUAAAGGUGACCUGAUACGAAAUUUUGAAUUGCCACAUCUGAAAGAAUCGUCAAAACUGUAAAGCAACUUCUUUUGCACAUUUUUGUUUACGUGCUUCCUUGAUGGGAUAUUCAGUUUUCUUGAUAUGCAGUGCAAACAAAUUUACGUCAGACUUUGCAUAAUGAGUUAGCGUUAAAUGUCAGGUUAUCGCGUAUAUAAUUAUUAAAUCGUUUGAAAAUCAAUACAUGCGUUAUACUGAGGACAAUGUAAAGCAUAUGCAGUUUUACAAAUGACGAUGUUGGAUAAAAAUACAUAAAUUAUCAAAUAUUUGGUAGCUCAUUAUGCAAACUGUGACGUAAAUUUGUUUGCAUUGCAUUUGAACAAUACUGAAUUUUCUCACCAACGAAGAAUGUAAAAGAAAAUCUGUAAAAUAAGUUACUUUACAGUAUUCAUUAGAGAGCUUUAGAUUUGACUACGAGUACGCCUACGAGUACGAGAUUUUAUCGCGUGCGAGGAAGUUAUCGUAGUCGUUCUCGUUUCCAUUCAAAUGUUGCUUUUAUUACAGUAAAACAACAACGAGAGAAAAAGUUUCAUAAACUAAAUCUCCUGCUGACUAAAAUCCCCUACAAAACGUGUAAAUAAGUCAUAACAUUAAAAAUACGCCAGAUAUUUAGUACUAAUAUAUUAUUUGCGCCGGAUAAACGCUAUAUAAAUGCUACAAAUUAUUUUUGGAAAACAAAAAAAGUCAACUUUCUUUGUUUAUUUUUUAAAGUCGUCGUGAGGACUACGAGGUUUCUCCACAAUUUCGUACUCAGAUGGGCGACAGCUACGACUCUUUAGCGUCAGUACAGGAUGGCGUAAGCAUACAGCAUGCGUUUAGCUUGACGAAUCUCGUACUCGUAGUCAAAUCUAAAGCUCCCUACUAUUCUUUCAGAUGGGACAAUAAAAAAUUUCGUGUCAUGUCACCUUUAAAAAAAUUCUUCCGGACAAACACUAUUUACAUUAAGGUUCAAAUUUUUUUUCCGGCAAAUACCUGUAAAAACACGUGUAAAACCCAUUUUUUUAACAAUUAUCAGUUAUUGGACGAGUUUGAGCAAAUCAUCGUGGUUUGUCGGUGGCGAGCAGAUCAAUUAUUUGCCGAUGCCGAGGGCAGAGGCAAAUAUUUUGCGAGAAAGGAGUUCGAUAAUUGUUUUAUUAUUCCCUUAUAUAGAAACUUCGUUUUAUCUUUCGUUAUAAGACACUCCGAAAGUUCAGCAAAGCGAGCCGCCAAUGUUUACAACAAUUGAAGGCAAUGCGCAUGCUCAGAAUAUUAUUUUUAGCUGAGAAAUGUCUUUAACAUCGUCCAAAAUUUCUUUUUGUAACAUUAUAUAUAAAAAAACAUUCCAAAUAAUUUUUUUACUAACACCAUUUGUGGCCCCUUUUUGCAAAUUUUGGUUCCUCCUUUAACUGGGGGUUCGUCGCAAAUUUCCCCUUUGCCCUCUCUGAUAGGCACUGCUUAGGUUUUUCCAAUUAUCUUGCGCUCGUUUUGUAUGUACGUUCUGCAAUAGAAAAAUUCAUAAUAACAUAUUGUUUUUAAAAGCAAUAAUAAUUUAUAUUAAUUAAAAUGGCUUUGUCGUGCUUUGCACCUCAUCUCAAUUUUUUCGAGCUUACUGCGCGAAUUGCCGUUUCGAGCGUUACCUGGGUCGUGGAUACUAAUUCACAGAUUAUUUGAUUCUUCCUUAUUUUGCAGCAGCCUGUCAUAUUUUUUGAAAUCAGUAAGAAGAACUCCCAUGACUAGCCCUGGUCUAACGCCGUUAACGAUUUUUGGUGCCAUUGGCUAAACUUUCGAAUUCGUGAAGAUCUGGCAUGUAAUGAUCUUGAAAUCCUAAUAAUCGAAAUUUCUAAUCCUCGUUCAAAGCCGUUUUUGGUGGGUACUUGGUAUAGACCUCCAAGCUCGUCCCAACAAUUAUUUACUUCAUUCGAGGAAAUUAUCGAUAAGAUAGAUGCUGAGAAUUCCGAACUGUAUUUACUUGGAGAUUUGAAUUGUAACCUAUUGUCAAACACACCAAAUUCCAACACGUCUGAGCUUUUGAAUAUAUUUGAUAUUUACAAUCUUUCACAGACAAUUUCUGAACCUACAAGAAUAACUAAUACCUCACAAACAUUAAUCGAUCUAUGUAUUACCAAUAAUCUUGAUAAAGUAAAAGCUUCCGGUGUUCUUUCUCUUGGUAUAAGUGAUCAUUCUCUGGUAUACCUUAUUCGGAAAUGUACAUAUCAUAAGGCACCGGUAAAUACUUUUGUUGAAAAGAGAAAUUUCAGAAACUUCAAUGAACAUGCAUAUUUGAAUGAUUUAAAUAAUCUAAAUUGGGAGCAGGUUUGUCUGCAUAACGACCCUAAUGAUAUGUGGACUGAAUGGUUGAAUUUGUUUAUGUCUGUGAUUGAUAAACAUGCCCCACUUAAAAAGAAACGUAUAGGGAAACGAAAGUCUCCCUGGAUUACUUCACAUGUAGUUCAGAAAAUUCGCGAAAGAGAUUAUCUAAAAAGGCAAUUCGAUAUUACACGUGACGAUGAAAUUUGGUUACAAUAUAAGAAAGCUCGAAAUGAAACUAACAACACUAUUAGGCAGGCUAAACAUAACUACUUUAUCACUAAUAUUGAGGCUGCACGAAAAGAUCCAAGGAAAACUUGGAGACUAGUCAACGAUCUGAACUCUCGUAAAGUGAGUGAUGUAACCAGUGUCAAGAAAGUCAAUCUUGACGGUAAUGAAAUCACUAAUGCGGCUGAAAUUUCGGAUGCCUUUAAUUCAUAUUUCACCUCGAUAGGAGAGAAACUUGCGAACAAAAUACCUAGCUCGAAUGUUAAUCCCGUUUCUUAUAUUCAAUCCACACAUAGUGUUUUUUCUUUCGAGGAAAUUGGUUUGUCCACUGUAAAUUGUUUGCUAAAAACGAUUAAUGCUAACAAAGCGACCGGCCCUGAUAAAAUCCCAGGUAGAUUAUUGAAAAUAGCCGCUGAUAUUCUUUCCCCCUUGUUAACCAGAAUUUUUAAUAGAUCGCUUUCUAUGGGGAUUUAUCCGACUGAUUGGAAAAUGGCAAAAGUCUUACCGUUAUUCAAAAAUGGCGACAAAUGUGAUCUAAGUAAUUAUCGUCCAAUUUCAAUUAUAUCGGCGGUUGCCAAAGUUUUUGGUAGAACCGUUUAUGACCAAUUUUACUCCUAUCUGACAAGUAACAACUUACUGUCGAACUAUCAGUCAGGGUUUCGAGCAUCAUAUAGUACCGUUACAGCUUUAUUAGAGUCGAGUAAUAACUGGUGCGUAAAUAUUGAUAAGGGUUUGCUUAACGGAGUGAUCUUCAUUGACCUAAAGAAAGCUUUCGAUACAAUUGAUCACGAAAUUCUUAUACGUAAACUCAAGUGUUAUGGUGUGGAUGACAAUGCGCUAUCGUGGUUUAAUUCCUAUUUAAACAAUCGAAAACAGAAAUGCUACGUAAAUGGCAAACUCUCUGGUAGUCGUUCUAUCUCCCAUGGAGUUCCGCAAGGCUCUAUUAUAGGCCCACUUCUGUUUUUGAUCUAUAUCAAUGACUUGCCUAACUGCUUGAACGAGGGUUUACCUAGAAUGUAUGCUGAUGAUACGAACAUCAGCAUGCAAAGUAAUAAUCUUUCUGAGCUAGAAAAUCUUAUGAAUGCUGAAAUAGCCAAUUUAAACACAUGGCUAGAGGCAAAUAAGUUAAGUUUAAAUAUUGCCAAGACUGAAUUUAUGAUUAUUGGAUCUCGUCAAAGACUUUCAACCUUUGAUAAUCAGAAUGUGGAAGUAUGUGUUAACAAUAAACAGAUUAAUAGAGUGCUGAAGUCUAAGUCAUUAGGUUUAACAAUUGAUGAGAACUUGACUUGGAAAUAUCAUGUUGAUAAUAUCACCAAAAAAGUCUCUUCGGGUAUCGGUGCUCUCAAACGAAUGAGAGAUUUUAUUACCACAGAAACUGCAAUUCGAGUUUACCAAAGUUUGGUGGAGCCCUAUUUUUCCUAUUGUGCCCCUGUUUGGGAUGGCCUAGGUAAAAAGCAAAGCGAAAAAUUACAAAAAUUACAGAAUAGGGCCGCCCGUGUUAUUACCCGUUCAUCUUAUGAUAUUUCAUCAAGUUCUCUUCUUGAAGAACUUAAUUGGGAAUCAUUGUCCACUAAGCGAUUAAAGCAAAAGGCAAUCCUCAUGUUUAAUACUAUUAAUAAACAUACACCAUUCUAUUUACAAGAGAUGUUUUCUCCCAGUGAGAGUGUUUAUAACCUGAGAGAUUCUUAUGGUAAACUUUAUGUCCCAAAACCACGCACAGAUUAUUUGAAACGCUCCUUCAGUUACAGUGGAGCCUCUUUAUGGAAUGGCCUGCCAGAAUCUCUUAGAUCAGUAACCUCUCUCGCUGCAUUUAAGACAGGUUUAGAAGCCUUCUUAAUAAAUAAUCGAUCUGACUCCCACACGGCAAUCAGGUAGAACAGUAUCUAUAUUUCUUUUUGCUCCUUUUAAAAUAUUUUAAUAUUUUUGUAAAUAACUAUACUGAUGAUUUUCCGUGUUUAAAUAAAGUUGAUGUAUCUAUGUAUGUAUGUAUGGCUCCGGGAUUAAAUCAAGGCCACAAAAUCCUAAAUAACAAACGUACGGAAUAUAUUUCGGAAAUUUAUUGGUAUUUAGUCAAAGUACUAUCCUUUAAUUAUUUUUUCGUUUGGUUCAACAAAAUAUAUAGCUAUACACAACGCGAGUCGAUGUUUGACACAGUGUAUUUCAAAAUAAGGUCUUAUUCAAGACACUUGUGUAAAUUUAAGCAAAAUUUGUUUAAAUGCAAAACAUAUCAACGCGCUUCUCGCGCUGCGUUGGGCCAUUCCAUUUAACAACCAUACCCCCCACCCCUUGGAAUGGGUUCAGUUAGAUGUUACCCCUAAGAAAGAAGAAUCAAAGCGAUGACAUAAAAUUCGCUCAGAAAUUUGUGAAUUUUCCCCUUACCCCUAGCUCAAAAAAAAACACAGAGAAUCAAAUGAUGCCGACAGGCUUCUCACAUCGAAAGACUUUGGAAUCACCCUUCGGAAAAAUUCAUCCAUAGGGGCGGUUGACAUUAAUUGGAAUGGCCCGUUAUCUUAUACAUUUCAAAUCGUCCGGUCAUUUUCAUCCUCGUGUCAUUUGGAAGUUCCGUAAUGAAAUCACUUAAUAUUAAAUUUCGCGUAUAUAUUCUUCAAAUCCGCGAUGACAACGACCGUUUAAAAAAUUGAAAUGAACAGUCCCGCCCGUUAACUACAUGUAAUAUCAAAUAUUCUGUUGCUAACUAUUAUGCGCUACUCUUCCUGUAAUCUUAAUGUCUGUCAACUGAAAAUAUAUUUGGUGUCUCAUGUUUUGCAGGUUUGUCUAAUAAUUUAUCCCAUACUAAUGUUAAAGUGGCUUUCUGAUUGGUUUAGACUAUGUGAGCUUUUCUCCAGCUCAACUUCCUUUCGUUGAGGUCGGCUCUCUUUCGCCGAUCUCGCUCGCGAAACUGCUUACGUUACGAUAACAGUAACAAAGGCGGACAAUAUUGAGCCGAUAAACCUACACUUUUAAAGAACCGUUUUUUCGGGCGAUUAAUCUACUGAGACUGAAGAAAAACAAAAAAAAGCAAUAAAAGUAAUCUAGACGUAGAUAAAGAAAUGGAGAUCAGUGAAUUUUUGGCCGACAAAAUGUUGACAAAACAUCGGCAAAUAUAUCGCAAAGAGCUACAAUGUGUAUGGGAUAAAAACAGGUUCGGUGAGUCCAGGAUUGGACGCACCUCGGGUGGCUGGAAGUUUCCAGAACUAACAGAGCGAAAUUGUGAUACUGUACAUGGUGUAAAAAUAAAACUGAACAGAUUUGGAAUUGCUCUCAAUUUCGCAAAAAGAGCUCGUGGUAUAUCACGUCAUGUUACAUACAGAUUCCUUGAGUACCCAUAAUGUAGAAUAAUGAAAAAAUGCUCGAACUGAAAUUGUGUAAACCGAGGAGGUGUUUCUUUUCCAACAAACUAAAAAAUUAAUGGCUUCCGCACUAGGUCUAAAAACUUUAAUAGUAUUUUGAGUUAAUUGGUGGAAAUGUUGGGUUUUUAAUUACUGUACAAAAUUUCGGACAAUUUGUUUUAGUAUAAGCCUUUAACUAUUCAUUUUUCCUUAACUGAAAAUCAGCUAGCCUUUCGCACGCUUAAUGCCUUUAUCUAAGAUCCAUAUUGCUGACAUAUGCAAAUUAAGCAAAGACAUUAAUUAAGCGUGCAAAAGGCUGAUUUUUUAGGAAAAAAUGUAAGUUUGCGUGAAUAGUUAAAGGGCUUUAACUGAAGGAAAUUGUCUGAAAUUUCGUGCAAUUAACAAUUAAACACCAAACACAUUUUCACCCAUUAACUUAAAAUACGAAUAAAGCUAUAUUAAAAUCUCGUGCGCAAGUUAUUUUUGUUUGUCGGAAAAGACACAUCAUUUUAUUUGUGUUGGUGUUGUGUAAUCAGGUGAAUAAUAUGAUGUUGUGGAUAUACACUCAGAGUAACAUCACAAACAUUAUAUGGCUAUCCAAUGUUAGCAAGAAGUUAAACACAUGUUCUGGGCCUGAAACAAUAACAGAAAGAAUAUUCUAGACCUCACGCUUAGAACAUGCUUUAAUAUCUAAAAAACAUAUAACUAUUUCAUUUGCAACAAUGGAUAUUUAGCUCAAAUAACGAGCGAGAAUGCGUUUGAAUUUGAGUUAGUUAUUUCUUUGGCCGGGUUGAUCAAGGAAAUUUUUAUCGUCACGGUUUAUUUCACAAAAUUAUUUUAUGCCGUUGCAAAAACGAAUAAAUUUAAUUCGUUCUUGUUGGAGUUUCUGACGAAAGCGUUUUAUUAAACUGUGUAUAAUAAAAUGUUAGAAAAUAAUUUGACAUUAUUUUUAUUAGAGAUCAUUAUGAAAGGAUGUGAAAAUGGCAAGAGCCCAUGUUCGAAAAAUGCGCAAUGUAAUUACAGGAUGGAUUCCGUUGAAUGUACGUGUACCGAAAACUUUUAUGGAGAUGGAAUGCGUUGUACAGGUACGUAAAGCGUUUUUCCUGAAAAUUUGUUUGUUGAAGCCCUCAGGAUCAAAAAUUUUGUUGAGCUUUUAAUUUGCUUCUUCGUGUCUUUAUCGAAAUUUUAUACAAUGUUUCAAUGUUAUGCUGCGCGUAGCUGUAUUCGACGAGUGCUUCUGGACCUGAUUGCUUUUUGAUGAUUACAAACAAUAUCGGGGACGUGUGAACGUGAAAAUACAGCACGAGGUGGACCUUACAAUAUGAGUAAAUUGUUAAACACGGCCGAACAUAUUAAUACAAUAAAUUCGGGACAAUUUUUUGGGAUAGAUGAACAUAACCCUACUCUAACCCCAACUCUAACAUAAUCAAUAAGUUUAAAUUUAAUGUGAAAUAAAAACGGCAAAAUAUUUGGAGACUUUGCCAUUAAACUGCAGUGGAAAUUAUAUAGUACACUCGGUUGGCCGUCAGAAGUUUGUUCGCAAAAUGGUUGAACAAUUUACUGUACAACUUUUUAAAUUAUUAUUACUGAAAUUUAUUUGCAGUUUAAAUCGAGAAAAAGCGUUGUGUACAUUUGUAAACCAUUUUACGAAAAUUAAAAUAAAAUAAAAUAGGUGGUAAAACAGCAAAAUGAUUUCUUUAGCCAGUGGUUGUACUGGCGCAUGCGCAUAACAACAUUAAACACAAAGGAAAAACGGCUGCCCGGUAAGCGAUCAACGCUGUUUUCGUGCAUCCAUGCAAAACAAAAGACAACACCGAGCGCAAAUGGACGGUUAUCGACGUUAUGCGCAUGCACGAGUACAAGCUCUGUCUAAGUAAUUGUUUUUCAUUUUAAAAGGACGUAUUUUGCUGUUUUACAGCAUUUUUUUGUUUUAAAUUUUGUUAAAAUGUUUAUAACAGAACAAAACAUUUUUUCUUCCAUUUUAACUGGAAAUAAGCCUGCAGAUUCAUGAAUUUGCGGCUGUUCAACAGUGAAACAAAAUGUGUAUUAAAGAAUUGUUUUGAUCUUUUGAUCUUUUGAUGUUGAUAUUAUUAAUAAUUUAACGUUGUUGUGCCGGUUGAGUAAGUGUAAAUACUUCGGUAAUAAAAUUCCAUGCUGUAUUUACCUUUCUAUUAUAUUCAUAUCUGCGAAAUUCUUAAGCCAUUAACUCGAUAAUUCGCAACAAAUUAUAUGUUUUAUUGCAAGCUGAUAAACAUGAAAUUGCAGCGAAUGUUAUCGUUUAAUAAUAAAAGUAGCGCAUCAGUUGUGUUUUUAUGUUUGUUAUAAUUGUUUUAAUACUUUAUGUGGAGUUUUUAUACUUCCGAUCUGUUAAGAAAUGCGAGCGGUUGUUGCAUGUACGUAUUUUCUAGUACAAAGAAUAUAAUAGCAUCAUGUCACAAAAUAUAAACCAAUCAGAUGGAUUUGGUCAAAACAAAGUAUAAAAACAUUACAUAAUAUAUUGAUUUAAUCAAAUUACGUAAUAUAUUUAAUACAAGUAUACAGAAAACUACAACAAAUAGAAAAAUAUAUAUUAAUUAAAUUUUGGGCAAAAUAGACCAAAUUCCCACCGUUCUGGGCGUAACUCCGCAGUGAGUGUACUAAUUCCGAACGGCUCUUUUUCCCCGGGAAAAGGAAAGCUGCUAGGGGUUUCAAAAGAGGGGUAGUGAGUGGUCAUCUCACAGAACUCAAAAUAUGGUACAUUGCCAGGCGUGGAAUGAGCCCACUUCCAAGAUUAAACUUCAGUAAUAUUUUUGCCCUUCUGCACAAAAAUGCGGAAGAAUGAUUGUACCCCUUACGAAAAUCAACCCUAUUUUAACCCUAUUUUAUCCCUAUUUUACUUUCUAUUUUAUUCCUAUAGAAAAGCUAUUUUAUUUUUAACCCUAUCAUAUUGCUAUCACAUAUACAAAUCCUAUAUUAAACCUAUUAGAGUUUUAAUUGUAUUUUAUAGCUAUUAUAAAUAGGUUUUUUUGAAACCAAAAAUAGCCUAUUUUAAAUAUAUUUUAUUUUUCUGAAUCGGUGAAGCACAGAUUAAAAUAGGUUUAAAAUAGGAUAAAAUAUAUUUAAAAUAGAGUGCAAAAUAGAAAUAAAAUAAUAAAGAAAAGUGAAACAUUGGUAAUAAAAUAGAUUUUAAAUAUACAUAAAAUAGGUUAAAAUAGUCGAAAAUACAUAUAAAAUAGUGGAUCAACUGCAGUAUAUUAACUAAAAAUAGUAAUAAAAUUACUGCAAUAAUAGUAAUAAAAUAGUUUAAAAAUAUGAAUAAAAUACUGAUAAAAUAGUAAUAAAAUAAUAGAAUUAAAAUAGUGAUAAAAUAGCGAACAAAAUAGUAAAAAAAUAGUUCAAAAUUCUUAUAAAAUAGUAUAAAAAUAGUACUAAAAUAGUCAGAAAGUAGUAAUAAAAUAGUUAUAAAAUAGCAAUAAAAGAAUAGUAAAAUAGUCAUAAAAUAGCAAUAAAAUACUCAGAAUGUAGCAAUAAAAUGGUUAUAAAAUAACAAUAAAAUAGCUAUAUAAAAAUAGUAGCACUGCAACAUAGUUACUUUAUAAAGUAAUAAAAUUGUAGUAUGAUAAUUAAAACCAGUUAAAAAAUAGUAAUGAAAUAAUAUCAAAUUAGCUGAAAACUAGCAAUACAGUACCAUGGUUGACAGGUAUAUUAUCGAUUAAAAUUGUAUAAAAUAAUACACAUAAAACAGUUUGUAUUCUUAUUAGCUGCUGCCAAUGCUAGGUUGUGGCAGUUUAGGGGCGGCAGGGGUGAAUGUGGCAGUUUAAGCAGUGUCAAAUCAAUGGCAUUGUUUACCACAGUCAGAGUUACCAACGUUUGAGUAACUGUAAGGAAUCUAUUACACGAUUGGGUUUCAAAUCAAUUGCAGGAUGUGCAGUCUAGUAGUCUAUACUAGCAGUUAGACCCAUGCCACCAAGCAUCUUGCAGAUCAAGCAGUUAUUGCCAAUACAUGCGAGCUUAAUUGUCAGUAUUAAAAGGUGAAAAAUGGGCAAGCAGACCACAGUCGAUAAGCAAAAUUUUCUAGCUUGAAACCUCACAGUUAAAUAUUGUGUGCAGAACUUAAAGUAGGGAGUGUUAAGGAAAAUUACAUCUAAAUAUGUCAACAUGAAACAUCAUGGGCAUGAAACAUCAGGAGUCUAGCUGGACACUUUCCUUGGCAAAUAAAAUUGUCCAACAUUAGGCAAGAUACAAAGCAUUUAAAUAUUAACAAACUGCUGAAAAUUGGGCACUUCAGUGAAAUGGGUAAUUUUAUUCAAAAAAAAAUUUUAGUUCACCCUUGUCGUGACUUGCCGGGGUGUCUCUAAAGAUAUAUAUAAAAUGUAGUCCAAAGGUUGUUACAUAUAUUAUUAAGCAGAUCAGGUCAUGGUAAAGAUAAAUAUAUUCAUAUAUUAUAAACUUUGAACAAGCAAACAAAGGACUUUGACUGUUUCCAGUUAGAGCACUUCCAUAAUCAAGUUGCCACACAACAAAUUGAUCAAAUUGACAUUUGUACCUAUUAACCAACCAACCCGGCAUUAAAAAAUUCAAGCAUGGCAUACAAAGGAAAUUGAAAUUAACCCUCUAUACCCAUUCCAUUGAUAUCCUAGUGCAUUGUACUAUUACCCUCUGAUGUUAGACAUGGUAAAAUCAAACAGCACUGAAAGAAUCCAGCUUUGAUGCAACCAACACCUGGUGUUAGACUGAGGGUGAAAAAAAAUUAAAGUAGGGUAUAUAAGUGCUAUAAUGGUAAAGUGCAUGAGACAUCCUUUUCCGGCUGAUAAUUUCAGCAAAUAUACGAGAUAGAUAUAAGUAGAAUAUAAUAUAAUGACAUGUCUUGCAGAUAUAACAACAUAUCUUGUGAAACACUGGUGAAGGUGAAUCAUAUUUGAUUCAAAACAUACAGUUUUUAUAAAUUGUGUGUUAAUUACUGUAUUAUAUAUAUAUUAUAUAUAUAUAAUGCACUCCUUAUUCAGAAUAACUUUUAUUCUAUGACUAUUGUAACUGAGACAUGCACAUUUAGCUGGGAUAUGCCUAGGUAUUUAUAAGCAUAUAAAGAAUUGAGGAUUGAAACUUGAGUAGAUGCCAAGCAAUAAUAUAUUAUUUAAUUUUGAUACAAGAAACACUGCCACUGGAGUCUGUCAUAUAUUACACAACUAUUAUUAACUAAUUGGCAUUAGUUACAAUAAACAUAAUUUAAUAUAAAGACUGAGUCAAAUGUAUUAAGCUUUGAAUUAAACUAUUGUUUUAUAUCAUCGUUUUAAAUAUUGUCGCGGCAAAUUCAAAUUUUAAGCCGAAACAUCAAGCAGCUGCACGUGCAUUCUCAAGAUUCACGAAUGAAGAUUGAAAUAGAAAAUAUUUGCCUUCAAAAUUGCUCUAUUAAUAUACACAAAAUAUAACAAGAUUCUUAGCUGGAUAUUACUCAGUCAUCCUUGAUGUUUCAUCUUCGCUUAUUAAGGCUUCAUCGGCUCGUAAUAUCGAACGAAAUAUUACUUCGAAAUUGUCGCGGCAAAUUCAAAUUUUAAGCCGAAACAUCAGAGGUCAUCAAACACGUGCAUUCUCAAAAUUCACAAAUGAGAAAUUCAGAGAAAAAGCUAAUAUUUCCUUUCAAAAUUGCUCUAUUAUUCAUAAAACAUAACAAGAUUCUUACCUGGACAUUACUCAAUCAUCCUUGAUGUUUUAUCUUCGAUUAUUCACGGUUAACAAAGCUUCAUCGGCUCGAAAUAUCGAGUGAAAUAUUGUAACUUCGAAAUCACGAACUGAUUAUAAAAAAUAUGGCGGGGUGUAAAUUCUGUGCUUCAACUUCCACAUUCAAAAAAAUAAUUUUCUUCCCAACUGCAACAACUGCCCAAAAUUUCCUUACUUUUGACAAAAAUUCCUUUGAUGAAGAUCAAUUUUACCUAGUUUAAAACUGAUAUUACAAUAAUUCAUCUUGAAUGACGGUGUAUUUCUCGGGCGAGAAACAUCAUGAACCUUGCAAUUAUAAAUUAUAAAUUAAUUAUAAAAACUGCAACAGGAGGCUUGAGGUCAUGCCUCAGAAAUUUUUCAGAUUUUCCAUUUCCCAGGAGUAGUUUGGUUUUCGACAUUUCCUGACGCGAAUUUGCUUGGGAAUUGCUAUAAUAUUAGGAUUUAUUAGAAAUAUCGUAAUAUCCUUAUUUGCUUACUGAAAACAAAAUUCCUUGCCGUUUCCUAGUAAAUUUUAUUUCUUUUUGCAAAGAAAUUUCCUUGCAAGUGGAAGCACUGCAUGGGAUGACCAGUGGGGAUGACGCUGUACGCAAUAGUUGAAGCCUCCUCCUUUUCUCACCCUCCGCUCCUCACCCCCUUCCAUUAUUAAUGAUUGGUCCCUUAUCUGUGUAAAUGUAAAAUACGGUUCUAUUUUAUUUCAUUUUGCUAAGUAGGAAAAUUCAGUAUGUUUAAUUUAAAUAGACUAUUUUAUACAUAUCUGCAAAUUGUAAUCCUGAAUUCCUGUAAAUGUAAAAUAGGAUUAAAAUAGUGUAUUUUAUUCUAUUUUGCAAAUUAGGGAAAGUAAAUAGGUUUAAAAUAGUAUAUUUUAUCCCUAUUUGAAAAAUGUGGCAUUUUUAAAAUGUGAAAUAGGUUUAAAAUAGUCUAUUUUAUUCUGUUUUAAAUAUUCUGAAAAAUAAAUAGCUUUAAAAUACUAUAUUUUAUAUCUAUUUUAAUUUAUGUAAUUUUUGCACGUGCAAAAUAUGUUUAAAAUAGUCUAUUUUAUUGUUAUUUUACUAACUAUGAAGGAAAGAUAGGAUUAAAAUAGUAUAUUUUAUUCCUGUUUGAAAUUUGUGCAUUUAACUUGCAAUGUAAAAUAGGAUUUAAACAGCCUAUUCUAUUUUAUGAGUUUAAAAAUAGUAUAUUUUAUAUCUAUUUUAAUUUCUAACUGCUUUUUAGUGAAGUAAAAUAGAAUUUAAAUAGGCUAUUUUAAACCUAUUUUUUCCCUGAAGCUCUGGAAAAUAGUAUUAAAAUAUGCGAUUUUAUUUCUAUUAUCUAUAAAAAUAGGAAUAAAAUAAAAUAAAACAUUAAUAAAAUAUGGCUCUUCCUUUUGGUGAAAUAUUAUGACAGAAUUAAAAUAGGGUUGCUUCUGAAUAAAAUAGCAUAAAAAUAGGGGUGAUAGUAAUAAAAUAGUUUUAAAAUAGCAAUAUAAUAUAGUUAUUUUCGCCAGGGACGUAUAUUCGUGUUACAAAAAUGCGGAAGAAUGAUUGUACGUAUAUUCGUGUUAUUAUUGCUAAGAUGACGCGAGCAAAGCAAACCUGUGUUCAUUGGUAGCGUAAUUUAGAAUACCUCGAAUUAAAAAAAAAAUCUUUAGGAAAAUAAAGGCGAGGGGUUGAUGCAUGCAUGUACUUCUAGUAAGUAGGGAAUACGGUAAGAAUUAAAAGUUAAAACUACUAUCAACGUCCGUUUCUGAAAGUCAUGACGAAUAAAUUUAAACAAAUCAAAAUUCAUUAAUUCUAUACGGGUGGACGUUGCGAAGGUUGGAAAUUAGGUGCAUUUCAUAUCUUUUCAGCUAAAAAAAUUACGAAAUUAAAAUAAAAUAAUAAAUUAAAAUAAAAUUUAUAAUAAAAUUAUAAAUUAAAAAACUAUUAAUAAAAUUUAAAAUUUAUUAUUUAAAAUUUAUUAAUAAAAUUUAUUAAAUAAAAUGUAUUUAAUAAAAUUUAUUUAAUAAACUAAAUAAAUUUUGAGUUUUUUGUUAAUUGUUGCUACUCGAUGGGACAGAGGGCUCGAAUUUCCAUAUCAGUAGCACUGUAAUUUCCAGUAUUAAAAUAUCUGGCAAAAGGCUGGUUUGCAAAAUUGCCAAUGACUAUACAUCCCGAUGCUCUCCAAACCUUGUCCUCAAAGAUCUUUCAUUUUCACCGAUGUAAAGCAUGUCACUUCUAUGUACUGCAUGAGAUGCGUUAGAUGAUAAAGGAGGGGUGGUGCACAUUAAAUCGUGCUUGUCAUGGCAUAGAGAUUUAGGUGCUGAAAUGAUGCCAGCAGAAACAUUAAAAUCACAAGAUUUUGCACUUGGCAACCCAGCAAUUAGGAAACGUGGCAUUAUGUGACUACGAAUCCUGUCGUAGGGAGCUAUGACUAGGUGUUUAACGGACAUUUCUGCUUUUUCGAAACGAGAGUGAGCGGUUAUCGAAGAAAAUAGAAGACGUUUCGGUUUCGUUUUUAGUGUAAAGUUUCACUUUACACUAUUGUGAUGAGUGACGAAAAUUCAAACGAAUCAGUCAGUCAGUCUGAAGUCGUAUAGUAAACUUUGCCGGCGGUGCAUACGACUUAUGUUUGUAGUGAUUUAUUGUAUUUAAAUCAACGAUGGCGUGACGAUAUUAUAUACAAAGUUGGGGUUAUACGACGUUUGGAUCGGGUGGAUCCACCCACUACGUCAUCAGUAUAUCAUAUCAUACCAAUUACACGCUUGUAAUGUAUUUAAAGAAUGUGGUGGACCGAUGAUUACUAGCGUUUUAAGAAAUUUUUUACGAUUUAAUACUUUGCUAAUAUAUUUAUCUCCACAUAUAUUCCUUCUAACAAACUGAGUGGAGUUUAACACAUUCUCGAUAUAUAUUCUACUAAAGUUAUUGUAAUGAUUUUGGGACGUAGAUAUUGUACGCAUGCGCAGUGAGAAUUGGGUGUUACGAAAAUUCCUGACUUAAAGGAGUUUGCAAAGAUUCCGGGGGGAAUUCUGCAGAGAAUAUCUCAGUUUAUUCAAAAUUCCCCAAAAUCAUAAAGACAAUAAAAAUAGAGUAUAAAAGGUGUACUUGAAUUCAUCGUAUUACAAGGUUUUCUUAGAUUAUCUUAGAGUGUCCACUAUUUUAACACCAUCCUUGGUCUUACCUGGGGAUGUAUUUACCAUGUUUAGGACUGUUAAACAAGGAAUAAUAAAAAUCUAGACAUACAUAUGAAAUUUUUUAGACAGAACUAAGCAGUUGCUAAGCCCAAGUUAAAAUCGUUGUUAACGCGCCCCACCCGUGUGGAUAUAUACAAUUUUUAUUUCACCCAGGGAGCUUGAGAUAGGAAAAAAAUACUAACACAUAAAGAGUUAUUACAGAUGAUAUGUAAGCUAUUUCGAAGUUUUGUCGUUUGCGGCUCUCUAAAGCCUAGUUUCCAUUUGGUCGUUAGUUGUCGCCGGCACGACAAGCGGUAGAUGUGAAAUAGUCUAAUAUCAAUAGUCUUUUUGUGUGUUAUAUGUAAAUCAGUCUUAAUGAUUGCAGAGUUUUUUGUUGACACUCUAUUACAUCAGCCAUUUGUAGUGCCAGCGAGAACUAACGACCAAAUGGAAACUAGGCUUAAACGUAUAACGCCAAAGUCAUUAACAGUCAUUCAUGGAUUACAAGCAAAAUUUCAAUCAAUUAAACUAAUAUUUAAAUCCCGUUCUGUCAUAUGGUGUCUGGGAGAGAAUAUGUUGCUGUUUAGAGUUAUAUAAACACAUGGAAGUUAGAGGUCAUGAUAUAUAAUUGUCAAGCGAUUCCUAUAUUUUAAUGCCAGGUUUUUAAGGUACUAAAGCUCGAAUAAGGUUAAUACAUUUAAGCUAUAUUAAAGCACACCGAUUGCUAUGUGUUGUUAGGGUGAAACUAAUUAAAGGAUUAACUUUUUAUCAGAGAUUUGCAUUUUCUACUUUGUGGAUAAAUACGGGUAGAUUAGGAUAUUCAUUGCGCGGGCGUCGCGGGUUAUCCGUGCGAGUUGGAAACACAACAAUAAUGAGGUUAAUAUUGGAAGAGAGAAAGCAAUCUAAACAAUGCAGGAGCGCUUUGCAGCCAAAAGUUUACACAAGAAUUCAAUCUUAAAAUACAUUUACUUCUUCGAGACGUUUACAAAGUUAAUGUGGUCUACUUCUUGGAGCAUAAUGUGUUUGAUUUUAUUUAAAUUACGCACAACAAUUUAAAUGUUUUUUGUAAUAAGAGUCGUUUGGUUUAAUUGUUAAUUUGCCAUGGUUUCUAUACCCCUAGCCCUACAUCGACCCUACAUCGACCCUACAUCGACCCUACAUCGACCCUACAUCGACCCUACAUCGACCCUACAUAACACCCACAUGUCGCCGUAAAAAACAACUAUAAAUGAUUAUUCCAUAGCUUAUCUUUAUCGUCCUUAUUCUUAUUUUCUUAUCUUUAUCUUAUUAUCCCUAUCUUUAUGAAAGACUAUAGUCCUGACUAUGAAAGACUAUAGUCCUGACUAUGAAAGACUAUAGUCCUGACUAUGAAAGACUAUAGUAAAGAUUAUGAAAGACUAUAGUUCUGAGUAUGAAAGACUAUAGUCUUGACUAUGAAAGACUAUAGUCCUGACUAUGAAAGACUAUAGUCCUGACUAUGAAAGACUAUAGUCCUGACUAUGAAAGACUAUAGUAAAGAUUAUGGAAGACUAUAUUCCUGACUAUGAAAGACUAUAGUAAAGACUAUGAAAGACUAUAGUUCUUAUACUCCCCAGGCUCGGAGCCAAGCUCCCUAGGCUCGGAGCCGAGCCUGGGGAGUAUAAGAACUAUAGUCUUUCAUAGUCUUUACUAUAGUCUUUCAUAGUCAGGAAUAUAGUCUUUCAUAGUCUUUACUAUAGUCUUUCAUAGUCAGGACUAUAGUCUUUCAUAGUCAGGACUAUAGUCUUUCAUAGUCAGGACUAUAGUCUUUCAUAGUCUUUACUAUAGUCUUUCAUAGUCAGGACUAUAGUCUUUCAUAGUCAGGACUAUAGUCUUUCAUAGUCAGAACUAUAGUUUUUCAUAGUCAGGACUAUAGUCUUUCAUAAAGAUAGGGAUAAUAAGAUAAAGAUAAGAAAAUAAGGAUAAGGACGAUAAAGAUAAGCUAUGGAAUAAUCAUUUAUAGUUGUUUUUUACGGCGACAUGUGGGUGUGAUGUAGGGUCGAUGUAGGGUCGAUGUAGAGCUAGGAGUAUAGAAACCAUGGCAAAUGAACAAUUAAACCAAACGACUUUAUUACAAAAAACAUUUAAAUUGUUGUGCGUAAUUUAAAUAAAAUCAAACACAUUAUGUUCUAAGAAGUAGACCACAUUAACUUUGUAAACGUCUCGAAGAAGUAAAUGUAUUUUAAGAUUGAAUUCUUGUGUAAACUUUUGGCUGCAAAGCGCUCCUGCAUUGUUUAAAUUGCUUUCUCUCUUCCAAUAUAAACCUCAUUAUUGUUGUGUUUCCAACCCACACGGAUAACCCGCGACGCCCGCGCAAUGAAUAUCCUAAUCUACCCGUAUUUAUCCACACAGUAGAAAAUGCAAAUCUCUGAUAAAAAGUUAUUCCUUUAAUUAGUUUUACCCUAACAACACAUAGCAAUCGGUGUGCUUUAAUAUAGCUUAAAUUUAUUAACCUUAUCCGAGCUUUAGUACAUUAAAAACCUGGUAUUAAAAUAUAGGAAUCGCUUGACAAUUAUAUAUCAUGACCUCUAACUUCCAUGUGUUUAUAUAACUCUAGACAGCAACAUAUUCUCUCCCAGACCCCAUAUGGCAGAACGGGAUUUAAAUAUUAGUUUAAUUGAUUGAAAUUUUGCUUGUAAUCCAUGAAUGACUGUUAAUGACUUUGGCGUUAUACGUUUAGAGAGCCGCAAACGACAAAACUUCGAAAUAGCUUGCAUAUCUUCUGUAAUAACUCUCUAUGUGUUAUUUUUUUUCCUAUCUCAAGCUCCCUGGGUGAAAUAAAAAAUUGUAUAUAUCCACACCAACUUCGUUAAACACGAUUUUAACUUUGGCUUAGCAACUGCUUAGUUCUUACUAAAAAAUUUCAUAUGUAUGUCUAGAUUUUUAUUAAUCCUUGUUUAACAGUCCUAAACAUGGUGAAUACAUCCCCAGGUAAGACCAAGGAUUGUGUUAAAAUAGUGGACACUCUAAGAAAACCUUGUAAUACGAUUAAUUCAAGUACACCUUUUAUACUCUAUUUUUAUUGUCUUUAUGAUUUUGGAGAAUUUUGAAUAAACUGAGAUAUUCUGUGCAGAAUUCCCCGCGGAAUCUUUGCAAACCCCUUUAAGUCAGGAAUUUACGUAAUACCCAAUUCUCACUGCGCAUGCGUACAAUAUCUACCUCUCACAAGCAUUACAACAACUUUAGUAGAAUAUAUAUCGAGAAUGUGUUAAACUCCACUCAGUUUGUUUGAAGGAAUAUAUGUGGAGAUAAAUAUAUUAGCAAAGUAUUAAAUCGCAAAAAUUUUCUUAAAACGCUAGUAAUCAUCGGUCCACCACAUUCUUUUAAUACAUUACAAGCGUGUAAUUGGUAUGAUAUGAUAUACUGAUGACGUAGUGGGUGGAUCCACCCGAUCCACCGGUUGUAGAACCCCCACUUUGUAUACUACUGACGAUGCUACGUAGGAGCGACACAGUGUUGUUUUCAAAUAUAUAAAUAUUUGAUACGUUAAUAUUAAACAAGUCUUUGAGAAUCCACGCAAUCUAUAAAUUGAUGUUAUGCAUUUAUGUGUGCAUUCAAUCAAGUACCGAUAUUAUUUAGACGGUAUAUUCAUUAUACAGAGCUGUGAAGAAGCUAGACAGUGCUUUUUCUUCAAAUGAAUAAACAUUUCAGACGUAAAUAUUUAGAAAAUCUUCAAGAUUGUGGGUAUUCAAUUAAGUGUCGAUAUUAUUUUGACGGUAUAUUCAUUAAUAUACAGAACUAGAAAGGAGCGACAGUAUUGUUUUCAAAUAUAUAAACAUUUCAGACCUGAAUAUUGAGAAAAUCUUUGCCAGAGAUUCUACGCAAUGUAUAAUUAAUGUUUUGUAUUUUACCGGCAUUCAAUUCAUAUUCGACAUAUAUUGUUUAGAACGUAUAUUCAUACGCUCUCCUCGAACACAGCAACGCACAUAAAAGUUGAAUACAUUAAAAAGUGAAUUUUUAUACUGGUAAUUUCAAGACAGAUCCUGGCUUUUAUAUAUACAACCAGUUCACAAAAGGCCGUUAAUUAAACACAGAGCACGCAAGCUUUCAUGGAUAUUACAUAUUGCCUAAUAUUACUUAAUAUUAUAUUGGGCAUUAGAUUGGUGAGACAAAUAUCCCUGCAUGGAACGUUCUCAUUAAAAAUACCGCCGUAUUUUUGCAAACAAAAUUUUAAAACGCGUUUUGAAUAUAAAUGGCAAUUACCCCAUCAUAACUUCCGCGGUCUCAUUUCAAAUAUAAUCCAGAGAACAUCAUAUAAUUGGUAAAACUUGUACAAUUGGAAUACGUGCGCAAUAUGUAAAUUGUACAAUACCUGUAUUGCAAAUCGUCGAGCAUAUGCUCCGCCCAAGACUACUUUUACUUGCAGCAAAAGUUAUCUCUUCUUACAUAUCUUUUGAAAAUAAAAGCUUCCUUUUUCUGUUCAAAUAUAUGGACAUAUAUGGUCUGAAAACCGCACAUUUUUCGUUUUAUAUUCCAAAAUAUUAUCUCACUUUCUUAGUAGCGAUUUUGUAUGAUAUUUUUCGGCAGGAAAUGCUAAUUGUGCAAGGAUAUUCCAAUUUUGCCUAAAAUUUCUGAGAUUCAACUUGUUGUACACAAUUACACCAAACCUAAUAUUUACUUUACCUCUAUAUUUAGAGCUACGAUCCAAUUACUCGUCAAGAAAAGUCUACACAAAACCCGGCGAACCUGCAGUACUUGUUUGUUCGCUCAAUGAAACAAUCCAAUGGAAAAAAGAUGGGAAAAUUAUUACCAAUGACGGGAAUAUAAAAAUAUUUCAAAACCUGCUUGUUGUAAAUUCAGUAGACGACGAUGAUUAUGGGGAAUAUUUUUGCGAACUGCAGAAUUACAAAGGAAAAGGAAUAACAAUGCGGUUAAUUAUGAUCAAUGACGACGCGAAUGGCGAUGAAUCGACCAAAUUUUUAAUCCCAUUUAUAGUUAUCUUAAUUUUGUUGGUAUGUUUAUUGAUCGUAACAGGCUACCUGUUGUUGAGAAGAAGACCAAAAUUGGCUACUACGAUACAACGCGACCCGUCUGCACGUGACAAUGACUAUGAUAAUGAUAAAUCCAGCGAAAUAUCCAUGAAAGAGAGACUCCCUUCUGGCGAGACUGAAGAAGAAAAAUACAACACUUUAAGUAAUGUUAGAGAAGAGGAACCUUUUUAUCAACCACUUGUCGAUGUGAAAUGUGAAGAAACUAGCCCACAGUCUAUGAGCGAGGCGUCUCGUUCAAAUAUUUACGAAGAAGACGCUUACGACAAUAUAGGUGCUAUUAAAGACGAGAAUAAUCAUAUUUAUGCUGAAGCAAAAUAAAUUACAACGAACGAAAACAAAGCUUGCCUUCAUCUGCUAUUUUCCAUUUUCAUGAACAAAUAUUCAAUAGUCUACUGUAUAUUCACGUAUACAAACAACUCCUGCACAAUGUCUUAGCUUCCGCGCAGGGACACCAGAACUGGGGGGGGGGGCAGGAGGGGUAGCUGCUCCCGUUGCCCUUUACCAGGAGGGGUAAAGGGGGCGAAGGUGCCCUUUCAAUUUAAAGGAUUGCCUUGGCGAAAUCGCGAAUUGUCAGAAAUGUUAGUGCAAUUCUUUUACGAAUUUGCUUCAGAAAACGCAAGAAAUGCAGUUAUUGAGCUUCAAGAAUAGCACAAUCGCCUGGCUGAGAACCCCCUCUCACCCCUAUUAUCCAAUAAAUAGAAAACAUGAUUAGGCGAAGUUCAACUUCCGAUGCUUUGCAAACAUCUCUUAGUAUAUAUCAAUUCAAAAGUGCCCUUUCACCAAAAUCUGCCCCCCUUGCCUUCACAUCGUUUCGGCGUCCCUGCUUCCACGUAUAUAUAUAUAUAACAGAACAACUCCGAGAUAAUUUUACAUAAUUGUAUGAGAAAUUAAAAUCUCCCUAAAGGUGAAGUCAGUAACGUUACUAACAAAUUGACUGAAAUAGUAAAUUAUUUCUCUUUAACUCAGAAAAUUUAAUCGAAUUCUAUUAGGAAUGAAUUUCGUGUAAAUAUAUCUUCUGACUU
Messenger RNA from Paramuricea clavata, 34135 nucleotides. The record is from the annotation of a GenBank genome assembly. NCBI's taxonomy places the organism in Eukaryota, Metazoa, Cnidaria, Anthozoa, Malacalcyonacea, Plexauridae.